Cadophora gregata is the source of this 1665-nucleotide messenger RNA. RefSeq lists its product as uncharacterized. Lineage: Eukaryota; Fungi; Ascomycota; Leotiomycetes; Helotiales; Ploettnerulaceae. The transcript has 2 exons. The record is from RefSeq and is a predicted model, not a curated record. Bases 1 to 1665 code for a protein of 554 amino acids.
AUGAUUGGAACUUCGAGGGCGGAAUAUGUCUUUAUACGAUUCUGCAUAAUAGGCUUGCACUACCUGGCACCGCUUUGCCUGCUCUACUGCGCGCUGGUGAUUGCGCUGUAUGGCUUGAAAACCGCCGUAACAUCGCCAGUCCCGCGCCUCAUUGAGGGCAUAGCCAUUGCAGAAUCGCUAUUCUUCCUCUUGGUCUAUCUUCCAUACAGAUAUCGCCUUCAACGCGAAGCAACACACCCUCCUGCGCCGACACGCGACGAGCGUCGGGAACUCUUUGCCCAUUGCAAUGAUAAUAUCGCCGACCCCGAAGCAUACCUCAAGAAGUGGUUUUUGGGAGCGGACCUGAAGGAUAUCAAACGGGAGAAUGUGAAAGAAUUUCUUCUGUGGGCAUUUCUUAACCGUGGCGGAUCGCCAGGCGAUGACGACGAGGAAUUGGAAGAGUAUGUCAAUGCCCUGGAAGUACUCCUUGGGAAACCAAUAGAGGAAGGUAGAGGCACCGCUGAUUGCCUGCGAUUGACGCUCGAUCGCGUCGAUAUGCUGCACAGGAGCUUAGUAUGGUAUUGUUGUGUUGGAUUUGUUGACUUCCUGACUUAUGUGAAACUGCUCUACCACGGCUUUCAUUUUCAUCGUACGAAUCUGUCGCGCUUCUUCGCCCUCUUUCCUCUGCGGCCACAAGCUUUCUUCACGAAAUAUCGAUCUCCAGCAAAGCACACUACAUAUUGGCAUCGCCCGCAUACUUCGAAAACAAAGCUCCCAGUAGUAUUCAUACAUGGCAUCGGAAUUGGACUGUAUCCUUACACAAACUUUUUAAGUGAGCUGAACUCGACUGCUGGCUUGGAAUCAACAGACUCAGAUGAGCAGGUGGGUAUCAUUGCGAUAGAAAUCAUGCCAGUGUCUUUCAGGAUCACCCACUCUGCAUUGGGUCGUGCCGAGAUGUGUGCAGAGAUUAAACAGAUUCUCCAUGAACACCUCCUCCCAGGACAAAAAUGCGUCUUGGUAACUCACUCAUACGGCUCGGUCAUCACCACUCACCUUCUCAAAGAAGCUUCGACCUCUUCAUUGAUCGGACCGGUCGUUUUGAUAGACCCCGUCUCGAUUCUGCUUCAUCUACCGGAUGUAGCGUACAACUUUACACGCAGGCAACCGAAGAGAGCAAACGAGCACCAGCUUUACUACUUCGCGAGCAUGGAUAUGGGAGUUAGUCAUACUCUCAGUCGCCAUUUUUUCUGGAACGAAAAUGUACUGUGGAAGAAGGACAUGCAGGGGAGGCGAAUCACUGUCAGCCUUGGCGGGAAAGAUCUGAUUGUCAAUACCGAGGCAGUUGGGAGGUACUUGAGUGAGGAGAAGAGAGUCGGGAAUGGCUACACGGGUGAGAACGGGAACGGGAAUGGAAAUGUAAACGGCAAUGGAAAAGCCACAGGCAUUCUGGUAGAUUUCGAAGGUCGAGACGAUGCGGCCCUGUCAGACACGACGGAAAACGAAACGGAUCAUGACAGUGAAUUCGAAGAAGAGAUAGUUGAAGAGGAGUGGAAAAGUCGUUCGUGGAAAGGCACUGGUAUCGAUGUUCUGUGGUUCAAGGACUUAGAUCAUGCACAAGUAUUCGACAAGGCAGCCACGAGACGUAGAGUCAUUGACGUUAUCACGACUUACAGCAAUAACGAAUGA